Lycium ferocissimum is the source of this 1336-nucleotide messenger RNA. RefSeq lists its product as uncharacterized. The coding region runs from base 243 to 1202 and encodes 319 amino acids. Gene Ontology annotation, molecular function: catalytic activity. NCBI's taxonomy places the organism in Eukaryota, Viridiplantae, Streptophyta, Magnoliopsida, Solanales, Solanaceae. The record is from RefSeq and is a predicted model, not a curated record. The transcript has 5 exons.
ACAGCAUUGAAACAUUUCCUUAUUCAAAUACUUAAAAACAAAAAACACACACUCAUCUAUGUCUUUUGACCAUUCAUUUUGACCUUUGCAAAUAUAAUUCAUAAAUAUAGAAAAUUCUUCCUGCCCUUUCUCUCUUUCUUCACUACAAUUCCCCACAACCUUAGAUUUUCUUCUCAAACUCACAAAACACACACACACUGUGUUAAAUUAAUUUGCAUGUUGUAAAAAUCCAUUUUUCAGUGAUGCCAAAGUGUUUUAGCUUUACCGCAACAAAGAACAGUUGCCUCAAAUCAAGUUUCACCAGUCGAGGUCUCCGAUCUACUUUCACUGACCUUAAAGAUGGAACCAUAAUGCAUUGUUGGGUACCCAAAUCAAGAAAACCGACCCGACCCGACGUGGUGUUGAUCCACGGGUUCGGAGCUAAUUCCAUGUGGCAAUGGAGCGAAACUGUCCGAAUCCUCUCGAAGCACUUCAACGUGUACGUCCCGGACUUAGUAUUCUUUGGUGACUCGUACACGACUCGGUCUGAACGGACCGAGUCAUUUCAGGCUCAGUGUGUGAAGCGAGUUAUGGAGGCCAACUCGGUGACCAAGAUGAGCGUUGUUGGGUUGAGCUAUGGUGGGUUCGUGGCGUAUCAUAUGGCGGCGCAGUUUAGGGAUUGUGUGGAGAAAGUGGUGAUAUGCUGCGCGGGAGUUUGUUUGGAGGAGAAGGAUUUGAAAGAAGGAUUGUUUGCGGUGAGCAGCGUGGAGGAUGCGGCCAAUAUUCUGCUGCCGCAGACGGCGGACCAAAUGAGAGAGCUGAUGGGUUACACUUUUGUUAAAGCUCCGGCCAAAGUUUUGCCCUCUUGCUUGCUUACUGACUUCAUUGAUGAAAUGUUCACACAAUAUGUAGAGGAGAAGAAAGAAUUGCUUCUUGCAAUUGCCAAAAACAGGAAGCUAUCUGAUCUACCUAAGAUCACUCAGCCAACGUUAAUAGUGUGGGGAGAUCAAGACAAGAUAUUUCCUUUAGAAUUAGGUCACAGAUUGAAAAGGUUCAUUACCCCAACUGGGCAUUUAGGGGAGAAUGCUGAGAUGGUAGUAAUCAAGAAUGCAGGCCAUGCUUUUCUUUAUGAGAAACCCAGAGACUUCCAUAAGCCUUUGAAAUCCUUUCUCUUGGGUUCCACAAAAUCUCCUCCUCCUAAGAAUGCUCAGAACCAAACAUGAUUAACUAGCCAUCUUAAUUAUGUAACUUGGGAAAAUUAUCUAUUAGUGGUGAAAACCAUAAUGUAUGAUCUCAAAUUUUGCAAUUCUUGUAGCUUUCAUUGAGACACCACCCUAUGAAGAUUUUAACUUCUAUA